This is a messenger RNA of Tigriopus californicus, 2627 nucleotides long. RefSeq names its product glycine receptor subunit alpha-4-like. Gene Ontology annotation, molecular function: neurotransmitter receptor activity; transmembrane signaling receptor activity; extracellular ligand-gated monoatomic ion channel activity. The transcript has 5 exons. Gene Ontology annotation, cellular component: neuron projection; synapse; membrane. Gene Ontology annotation, biological process: chemical synaptic transmission; signal transduction; chloride transmembrane transport. The record is from RefSeq and is a predicted model, not a curated record. Bases 104 to 1777 code for a protein of 557 amino acids. NCBI's taxonomy places the organism in Eukaryota, Metazoa, Arthropoda, Copepoda, Harpacticoida, Harpacticidae.
UUGCUUGUCGCCGUUGCUGUCCCUGAUCGGUGUUUGUGUGUGGACAUGUUCCCAGUCCCAGGUCUCUGCCCACAACAGAUUUGGGGCAAACGGGAAAAGCAAAAUGCAUCAUUCUCUGUGCCUUUUUAUGGGAUUAAUUUGUGUGAUAUGGCACACCACUCAUGGCCUCAAGGACGAGAUCUUGUUCCAAAAGGGCUACGAUUCGCAAAUGAUUCCCAUGUCGACCACCGAUGGUUCUCCACUGCAGAUUAAUGUGUCCAUCAAUUUGAGAAACAUCAUGGAGGUGAAUGAGAAAUCUCAGUAUGUGGUUUUGGAGACCUCGUUACGAUUGGUUUGGAUCGACCCUCGUGUCGAUGUGGUUUUGACCCCGGAUGUGGGAGAGUUCAUCUCUCUUAACGACCAGGAGCUGAUCCAAACGUUUUGGAUCCCGGACAUUUUCGUGGAUCAAGUCAAGAGCAUGAGGGCACCUACCCUAGAGAGACGACCUGCCACACUGAGAAUUCACCCUGGCGGCCGAAUGAGAUACUCGUCGCGAGUCAAUUACGAUGUGGCAUGUAAUAUGGACUUUCACCACUAUCCGGUGGAUAAGCAAGUCUGCGAAAUCAAGUUCGAGAGCUUUGGCUACACCUCUGACCAGAUUCAGUUUCAAUGGGACCCCGUGUCUUCCAACGUCAACCCCAACAUCAGCUUGGAUCAAUUUCAAAGCGAGAUCGUGUUUGAGAGCUCCUACGCCACGGACUACUACGCCAAGAGCUACCCGGGAGUGAUCUUGCGCAUUCACCUGGCCCGUAAGAUGAACUACCACUUGAUCCAGACGUACAUUCCCAGUUUCCUGUUUGUCAUCAUCGCCUGGCUUUCGCUCUUCAUCAGUCCCGAAGCCAUUCCAGGUCGUGUGUCUAUGGUCAUGAUGACUAUGCUGACUUUAAUGUCCAUGUUCAGCGGAGUGCGUCAAAGCACGCCCAAGGUGAGCUAUGUGAGCUUCUUGGACAUUUGGAUGAUCAUGUGCGUUUUUUUCAUCUUCCUGGUUCUCAUCGAAUUCUCCAUCGUGUCCGCCAUGAUUCGGAAGGGCCAACGAGCCCAAGCUGAUCGCAUCGAAAGGUUGGGUCUCAUUCUCAUUCCCACCCUGAUUCUCAUCUUCAAUCUGGCAUAUUGGUUCUGGUUACUUGCGGCCUAUAACAAUUCACACCCACCCACCACACCAGACAAUCAUUCGUUCAUCCCUUGUAUACGUAUACCGAUGCUGCUCACUUGGUAUGCAUGUCGAGGAGCUCUCGUUGGCAUUCCAAUAGUUGGAGUCAUUUCCAAUAGUUACUCUAUCCGUCCGUCCGACCGUCCAACACCUAUCCAUUCACGUUCGUUGGUUGUAGCAAACGAACGAACAAACCAAGGAACAAACGAGGGAACGAAGGAACGAAGGGAACAGACAGUCAAGACAGCUCAAGAGUCUCCCGAUUUCGUCACAAAAGCAGCUAGCAGCAUGCAACGUAUUACAGCCUACACAGUAGCACGUAUUGGUUUAACUGGCCCUUGGUCGGUGAUGUCACAUCCGGCUCUCAUGGGAGUCCUCAGCCACGCAAUCGAGGAUGAUCAUGAAUAUGAGAGAGUGGUCCUCGUUUUCUCAUUCCCCAAUUCAACUUACGAGCUGAGACCCACCGUUCCAUUUUGGGUUGCUCCCUCGCUCGUUCCAUCCUUCGUUCCUCCUUGGGCCGUUCCAUCUGGAUCAAUUGAGAGAAGAAGUGAAAGAGUGUCAAGUGUCCCAUUGUUCUCAUUCGAAUAAACGAUUACCGACCGAAGAAGAGGAAAGAGAGAAAGAGAGAAAGAGAGAGAGAGAGAGAGAGAGAGCUACUCCAUUGGUCCAUUCGGCCUCCUGGUCACCAUCCACCCAGGAGCACUCCAUCCGAGAGGCUAGAACCACUCCAUAGAGAUUACUCCAAUGGAAUAAGAUAGUUGCCUUCAAGGGUCCAGUUCCAAUAAUGUUAUUGGAAAUGCUUCGGUUGUGCACGUCGGCGCCACAGUUAUUAUUGGGAUUCCCUUCUUUUUUUCCCUGUUCAAGCCAGCCCGUCACAAGGAUGGCAGUGGAAAUCCCACCAGACUUUUUAGGCAUGGAACACUACUUCAUUCAGAGUUGGCCAGCCAAGGUUUGGAGUGUAUCAAUUUCCAAGUGGAAAUUGGAAGGGAAUAACCACAACCACGACCAGUCUUAUCAUGACCAUGAUGACGAUGACGAGCAUGAUGAUGAUGAUGAUGAUAAGAGGCAACCAACAUUUAAGUCGUGGUUCGAGUACUUUUCUGGACUUGGAGCAACUUUUUUUCCUCUUAUGUCUCCCAAAAAGCAAGUUCUUUCAAUGAUUCUUUUUUACAUCUUCAUCUUCAUUCAGCAUUUGCUGACGUUCGAAAAGAAGAAAAAAACUGCUCCGAACAUUGACUGAAUGAUGGCAAUCUACCUUCAGAGGUGCACAAAUACUCUUUGACUCAAUAUCCUUAUCAGGCACGCACAAAAAAUAUCCCGAUGUGGCACAUUCAAAUGGUGUGACCCUCCCCUAGUUUUUUAUUGUCUAGCAUCCAAACACGGAGGAUGUUCGACAUGAUGAUGAUGAUGAUAUGGGAGGGAAAGUUGUUUUAAAUGA